AUGGAUAGAGAAGAAAAAGAAAUACCGGCGACUGCGAGUCAGACUCCUGGCAAAAGGUCACAAACAAGUAGAGCUGUGCACAAGUUAUCAGUUUCUAGGGUAAGUAAGCCAAAGUAAUAUAUUAAGACGGAUUUUUUUCAUUAGGUCAGUAUUAACCGUUCCCCCUUCCUCAAGUAUAUUUUACUUUUUUUCACAGUUAUUGGCCGAUAAUAAACGUGCCUUCGUUGCUGCGAACACCGUCACGUCAGCUUCUGAGUCUCUGCCCAUUGACACUGAAAAAAGUGCUUGCUCUGAAGAUGUGACAUCUCCCAGAUUUAAAGAGGUAGCAGUUCAAUGUGAUAUUCUGCACGAAACGUCUAUAGGUAAAGGUAGAUUACGCUUAGACAUGAUCUUACAUCGCUUUUUUAUUGCCCCCUAACCGAUUAUCUAAUGUAGAAUCACUAUCCAGCAGGCACACAAGUAGAACCCUUAAGAGCAGAUUUUCAAGUGCAGUGUGACCUUAUUACAGCUCCUUUCAGCACUAGUACAGCAGAAUGCAGCCCUGUUAAAAGUCUAGGAGGAUGCAGUGUGGACAAUGACAAAGAUUUCGAUUAUGUUCCACCGACUGAUUUGUCUCUUGUAUUGAGGUGUCUCUUGAGGAAGCCAAGGACGACAUUGAAGAAUAUGAGGGGAGUCAGUUUUAAAGUAACGUACCGCCGUACACUGGUUAUAUUUUUGAAGAGAUAUCGCGGUUUGUUUGUUUUCUUUUUUUCCUUAUUUUUCGCUGAUGGUUUUCACUUCUUAUUUGUAACAUAUAGGUUAAUUGACAAAAAGGAUCCUGUGGCUCCCCAGGAUGAGAAAAAGUACAUUGUCUUCUUCUCCUGUCUGAUGGAACUGUUCGCGGUAUGCCCUAAUUGUACUGAACCUGCCACAGCUGAAGUAACUAAAGUAAUAGGCACUCAGAUCUAUGUGACUCAGAAGUGUCCCGCCUGCAAAUUUGUUCGUCAGUGGAAAAGUCAACCCAAUAUUCGAAGAAUUCCUGCAGGAAAUCUUUUACUUUCAGCUGCCAUUCUUUAUUCGGGCAGUAUGAUAUCACAGACCCUGCGAAUAUUCAAGAUCCUUAAGGUGGAGUGCUUUAGUCGGCAGACGUUUCACAAACACCAGAAGAAUUAUCUCAUCCCCGUUGUUAUAAAAUUGUGGAAGGAGGAACAAGACAGAGUUAUACAGAAUAUGUCGGCUUUACCAGGGGGAGUUGUUCUUUCGGGGGACGGGAGGUCUGACAGUCCAGGUCACUGCGCCAAAAAUGGAGCCUUUACAGUUAUUGAGCAAAGAGUAAACAAAGUCUUAGAUGUGCAACUUGUUCAAGUAAGUGCAUGGCAUUUUAAUAAUUUAUCUUUAUUGCCUUUUUUGUUCAGUCAUGUGAAAAGUGCUUUUGUCUGUGCCUACUAGUCUAAUGAGGUGCGGAACAGUUCUUGGUGUGAACACGAGGGUCUUCUUCGUAUGGAACGAUUUCUGGCUACCAAAGGGCUUCUACUCGAUGUCAUCAUUACUGACAGAAAUCGUCAAAAUGCCGCUUACAUUCGCAACAACGUGAAGCCAAAAGGAACUACGCAUUACUACGACAUCUGACAUAUAGCUAAAGGCAAGUGAAGCGUUUAUACAACUAAGCACUCGACCUGCCCAACUAAAUAUCGAAUUAUAAUAUCUUUUUUGUGUUGACGGGUGUAAAAGUAUUUCUUAUUUGUAGGUAUUGGCAAGAAAAUUGACGCUUUGGCAAAACAGAAAGAUUGCGAAGAUGCAGGCUUGUGGAGGAAGUCGAUCGUCAACCACCUAUACUGGGUAGCUGCCACUGCACCCGAGGGAAAUGAGGACAUGAUAGAGGCUAUGUGGAAGUCAGUUUGCAACCACAUACAAGACAUCCACGAGGAGCACAGUGAUCUCUACCCGGCGUGUGCCCAUGGCCCUUUGGACGAAGAAGAGAGGGACAAAGAGUGGCUACAACCUUGUAGGAAAUUUUGGAUGUUUUGUUCUACAAAUAAAUCCUUGCUAUUAGUAUCUUAUUUCUUUAUUUCCAUUUUAAUUUGCAGCAUCAAAGGUUUGUGAAAAGCUGACCGACAUCCUUACAAGCAAGUCUCUACUGAAAGACAUCAGGAUGCUGUCGCCUCGGUAUCAAACCUCCUCUCUAGAAGCCCUGCACAGUUUGGAUAUCAUAUUUGCUCCCAAGCACACGGCAUUCGCGUUCUUGGCUAUGCUUGCCAGGUAACGUGACCUUUGUUUUUAUGCUCCUAACUCUUCUUGACUCCUAUAGACAUUUCUGUUCGCGAGUAUAGAGUUUUUAUUCAGUAUAUGGUUUUCUUUUAUUUAGACUACUUUUGGCUGCGCUUCAUUAUAAUGAAAACAGUGACAGACUGCAAGCUGUAACUAAGGAAGGCAAGCCCUGUUACUCCAUCCGCUUUCCCAAGCAUAAAAAAGGGGAAUACUCGGUUCGCAAGGAGAAGACUGCUGCCACCUAUGGUAACUAUUGCGAUGUGAAGUGCAUGCAGUCCGAAAAAACACCCUCCUUUUUUUUCGCAGGUUACACCGAGACUCUACUUAAUGUUCUAGUGCGAGAGUAUGAAGAGGACCAAACAUCUUUAAAAAAUUCUAUCCAGGAUCUCAGGGAAAACAUGCCUCCACCACUCACAGCUUCCUUUGAGAAACCCUGCAAAGAAACAGCAGUUGAACAGUUGGUCACGCGAUUUGCACAGUAA
Messenger RNA from Porites lobata, 2729 nucleotides. The record is from the annotation of a GenBank genome assembly. Lineage: Eukaryota; Metazoa; Cnidaria; Anthozoa; Scleractinia; Poritidae.